UAUUAUACUAUUUUUUAAAUGAAUAAAAAAAAAAUUGCCACGUGGCACACAUUUGGUAGUCAAGUCAGUUUUUUAAAAGAUUAAUGGAUGGAAAAUGUAACGAAUGUAAUAUAUUGAAAUAAAAUAGUAGUUGAGGUAUGAAAGUGAAAUGUUUUGAAGAUGUUGUAUGCGAUUAUAAUAGAUUCCAAACCUGAGGAGGUACAGUGUAAUUUACCUUUAAAUUUAUUAUUGUAGUUCGGAUCGGGUUUUUGUUAGAAAAAUAUAUUAUUGUGUUUUAUAUAAAAAAUGAAUUUGAAAGGAGUAAAGUCACAUUUUCAGUAAAUUUUAUAAUAUUUAAAAAAAAAUAUAUAACUUGCAUGACGUCGUUGCGCGAAUCGCACCAACCAAUUUGUUACGCAAAGACUGUUUGUGUGAUGCACCAACAAAUGCGUCACGCAAAGGUUAUUUGCAUGACGUCGUCAUAAUGUGUACUUGCGUCGCUCAAUUUGUUAAAAUUUUGGUGGUGCAACUGUAAAAAAUAGAUGGUUUUUUUAAAUUUUCCCAAAUUUGGAAAAAAAUUUCCCAGAUAGCAAAAACGCUUUCACAGACGUCUCUCUUCACUGUCUCACACUUGGUCUCUCUCUUCCCUCUCGCUCAUCUCGCCCUCUCUCUCUCACUCCGUCUCUUUUGUUUUCUUUUCCGUAGCCUUCCUCCUCAUCUUCUUUCCAUCCCUCUCGACCGCACCCAGACAGCAGACCGCUUCAUCGUUGAUAACUGCAAGAACAUACCGGGUAUGAAACCACAGCAGUUUCAGCCACAUGGUGCCUCAUGCUGUUGGCUUCAAACCAAGAAUGGCAAGAACAUGUGAGAGCAGAGGCCCUUCAAGUUUGCCAGGGCCACAUUCCAGAUGCCAAAAUGGUUCGCAACAUGAAACAGCUAACAAUGGUGAUUCAUGAAUCAUUGCGCCUAUAUCCCCCGGUUAGUGUGGUGUCAAGGGAGGAUUUCAAGGACAUGAAGUUCGGGGACAUUCAGGUUCCAAAGGUUAUCAAUGUUUGGAUAAUGGUGAUAACAUUGCACACUGAUCCGGAAUUAUGGGGACCAGAUUCGUAUGCAUUCAACCCCAACAGGUUUGCGAAUGGGAUCACAGGCGCUUGCAAGCUUCCACACCUGUACAUGCCAUUCGGAGUUGGUCCUUGAGUGUGUCUCGGACAGAACUUUGCCAUGGUUGAACUCAUAGUAUCCAACUUCCCCUUCUCGCUUUCUCCCAAGUACCGCCAUGCGCCUACUCUUAGAUUGGUCGAAGAGCCAGAACAUGGUGACGAUCUCUUGGUGAAGAAGUUAUGACAAGGAGCAGCUAAAAUUUUGCUGGAAAAUAAGAGGAGUUACUUGGGUUCCCUGCUCUCUAGAGUUUUAGUUUGUUCACUUGUAAGCUUUUUAUUUAUAUCGCUGGUUCCAAUUCGGCUUGUUUAUUUGUACUGCUUCUUGUAGUUUUUACUUUUAUGUUCGAACAUCUUGUGUGUAAAUUUUCAUAUAUUUUAUAAUUAAAUAUUUUUUCUUGGUUUA
This is a messenger RNA of Malus domestica (apple), 1542 nucleotides long. RefSeq names its product cytochrome P450 714C2-like. The record is from RefSeq and is a predicted model, not a curated record. Lineage: Eukaryota; Viridiplantae; Streptophyta; Magnoliopsida; Rosales; Rosaceae. Gene Ontology annotation, molecular function: oxidoreductase activity, acting on paired donors, with incorporation or reduction of molecular oxygen; iron ion binding; monooxygenase activity.